Capronia epimyces CBS 606.96 is the source of this 801-nucleotide messenger RNA. RefSeq lists its product as uncharacterized. The record is from RefSeq and is a predicted model, not a curated record. NCBI's taxonomy places the organism in Eukaryota, Fungi, Ascomycota, Eurotiomycetes, Chaetothyriales, Herpotrichiellaceae. The transcript is spliced from 3 exons. Bases 1 to 801 code for a protein of 266 amino acids.
AUGGCCACAAAGAAAACCUUUCCCAUUUGUGGCGUGACAUAUGUGAGCCAGAUUGAGCACGAGUAUCUCCACCAGAAGAAGCUCUCGGUGUGUGCGAAUUGCUUAGCUCUAGGAUUUCAGAAGCCUCUGAGACGUUGCAACGGCUGUCUGUUGGUUGACUAUUGCUCGAAGGAGUGCCAGAAAGCUCAUUGGCCCAAACACAAGCCCUUUUGCAACCUGGCCCAAGGGAAAGGAGCUCCAGAUGCAUACCUUUCGUCCAAGGAGCAUGAUGAAGUGCUUCGGAUUGUCAUCGAUGCCUACCGCCUUAGGGUGGAAACCGACCAUACCUCGCGGGAUGAGGAUCAUGGUAUAUACUACCCAGGAAAGCCUAUCGAUGGCUUGGUCUGGGCCAAAGGCGACGCCAUUGAUGACUUUCAGCGGUUCCUUGAUCUGAUUGAAGGCACCCAUAUCCUGCCCAAGUGGUGGAGAUUCGAGGAUCGCGUGGAAUGCCUCUUGUUAGCCAUCGACAAAGACAGUCCAGAGUCUAUAUUCAAGCCCAUCAAUCAAGCAGAGCUUCCCACAAGCUAUGGCGGGGAUACAGCCAUUCGUGUCGCACUAGCCGUUAUCGCCGAGGCGGUUGUGGGUUAUGAUGGCAAAGGUCCGGCGAAGGACGAUAUCUGGUUCCGAGAGUUCCAAGAGUUUUUAGAUCUCCAUCCAGAAGAGAGAGCUCGUCUGAUCAAGCCAAGCGUCGACAUGGCGGAGCAAAUUUUGAAAGAACAUGGAGAAGAGUUCGCCGAGAAUCCCAGCGAAAUCCCUAAUUGA